Molecule: messenger RNA, 484 nt
Organism: Microtus ochrogaster (prairie vole)
Lineage: Eukaryota; Metazoa; Chordata; Mammalia; Rodentia; Cricetidae
Gene: Il7
Product: interleukin 7
Exons: 6
Coding region: 17-484 (155 amino acids)
Biological process (GO): immune response
Cellular component (GO): extracellular region
Molecular function (GO): growth factor activity; interleukin-7 receptor binding
Source: RefSeq, a predicted model, not a curated record
CCACCUCCCUCAGACCAUGUUCCAUGUUUCUUUUAGAUAUAUCUUUGGAAUUCCUCCCCUGAUCCUUGUUCUGUUGCCUGUCACAUCAUCUGAUUGCCACAUUCAAGAUAAAGAAGGUAAAGCAUAUGAGAGUGUGCUGAUGGUCAGCAUCGAUGAAUUGCUGGACAAAAUGACAGGAAAUGGUAACAACUGCCCAAAUAAAGAACCAAACUUUUUUAAAAAACAUCCAUGUGAUGAUGCAAAGGAAGCUGCUUUUCUAAAUCGUGCUGCUCGCAAGUUGAAUCAAUUUCUUAAAAUGAAUAUCAGUGAAGAAUUCAAUAUCCACUUACUAACAGUUUCCCAAGGCACACAGACACUAGUGAACUGCACAAGCAAGGAAGAAAAAAGUCCAAAGGACCAGAAAAAGAAUGACCCAUGUUUCCUAAAGAGACUGCUAAGAGAGAUAAAGACCUGCUGGAAUAAAAUCUUGAAAGGUGGCAUAUAA